Molecule: messenger RNA, 2372 nt
Organism: Oppiella nova
Lineage: Eukaryota; Metazoa; Arthropoda; Arachnida; Sarcoptiformes; Oppiidae
Source: the annotation of a GenBank genome assembly
AUGGUAACUGGAAACACAAACGAAUCGACCACACCCAAAUGCUAUAGCUUUUUAGCCAAUGAUAUUGUGCUCAAUAUUAUCGAUACCCCGGGUAUUGUGGACAUCAAUGGCGAAGAUAGCGAUAACACUAAUAACACAAAUAUGAGAAUUCUGUUGGACUUUAUAAGGAAUUAUCAGGAAAUCAAUGCCAUUUGUGUGCUCUUAAAGCCAUCCGACACUAGGGUUGACGUGAUUUUCAAGUAUUGUUUGUCACAAUUGUUGAGUCACUUGAACAGGUCGGCCGCCAAUAACAUACUGUUCCUCUUCGCCGAUACCUAUAAACCCGGAAAUUCUGCUUCAAUAUUAAUAUCUGAAUUGAGUCGUAUCAGGGAAAAUACCCCUCAUAUAGAUAUAAAACAAAGGGUUGGAAAGUCUACUUUUAUUAACGCGCUCGUCAAUUACAUGACUUAUGAGACUAUGGAUGAGGCCAGGGAUGAGCCCAUUUGCAUUAUACCAGUUCAGUUUAUACUAUCAGACCAACAGACUUAUAAUGAGCAGGAAAUUUUAUUCGGAAUACCGGACAGCAAUGAGAAUACGACCGAUUCGACACAAUCGGCUACUAAAUCUCCCAAAUGUUAUAAAUUUCAAAACAAUGAGUUUAUACUCAAUAUUAUCGAUACCCCGGGUAUUGGCGAUACGGAUGGUGUAGAACAGGACAACAAAAAUAUGAGAAAUCUGUUGGACUUUAUAAGCAAUUAUCGCGAGAUUAAUGCCAUUUGUGUGCUCUUAAAGCCUAAUAACGCGAGGGUUGACGUGGUUUUCAAGUAUUGUUUGCUUGAGUUGUUCAGUCAUUUGAAUAAGUCUGCGGCCGAUAACAUACUGUUCCUAUUCACCAACGCCCGGUCCACACAGUAUGCACCAGGUGAUUCAGGCCCAGUAUUAAAGAAAUUAUUAAAAGAAGUUAAGGAAAGGCCUCCGAAUGUGGACGUGAAAUAUAGUAGGGAAACCAUCUAUUGUUUCGAUAACGAAUCUUUCCGUUAUCUCGUGGCUACUGUACCUCCGAAUAACAUGCAGUUUAAUGAGGAUUUCAAACGUGAUUAUGAUAUCAGUUGGAAAAGAUCUGUUACUGAAUGCGAUCGACUACUGGAGCGCAUCGUCUCCCUUCCCCCUCACAAAGUGAUGGACACCCUAUCCCUCAAUAACGCCAAACAAAACAUAUUAUUAUUGACUCAACCAUUGGCUGACAUCGCGAACAAUAUCGCCAAUAAUGUGAAGGAAUGUGAGGCACAUAAGAGACGGAUAUUUGAUUUUAGAGGCACUAUAGAGGAACUUCAACGGGAACUGUAUAUACCGUCCAAAGACAUAGUGUCCACACCAUUGGCUAAGCCUAAGACUGUGUGCGGGGACAUCCAGUGCUGUACCAAAGAAAAUAUCAAUGGCGUGGAGAAAGUACACUAUCGGGUCAACUGUCAUAAUCCCUGUUACCUAAAAUUCAGCGACGGAAAUAUAAUGGGAAAUAAAGGACUACUCGAAUGUGCGGCUUUUAUUGAGUAUAAACGGGUCGGUGAGGAUCGUUAUUACCAUCCGUCAGAGUUUCCCAAAGAUAACCGAGAGUUUGGAGAACACGAGUUCAACGACGAGGGACUGGUAUUAGGAAUGCCAUCACAAGUCACAAAAUCCGAUAAAUGCUUUAAGUGUAAACAUUCGUAUCAAACGCACCUACAUAUCAAUUACGAGACCCGUAUUGUGACCACAAAGAUAAGGGAUGAGAACAAAAAUAAACGCAUUACUACUGAUAAAGAAGCCAUGGAAGCGCAGCAGUCCAAGAUGAAAGAACUGGAUGAAAAGAUAAAAGAGUUAACUUCUGAGCAAGAUACAAUCACGAGAUGUAUGGCUGAGUUCGCGUGGUUUCUCAGACACAACGCCUUAACCACAUUUAACGACGCCUUCGAGGACUACGUCCGACACCUGAUUGAUAACGAAAGGAAAGGCGGUUCAAUGAGCGCCGAGGAUAAUCGGGAGACCAUUAAAAAGUUGGAACAACUGCUCGUAAAAUAUAAGUAUGAGAAGGAAGUCAUACAGAAAGCAAUGAAAAACAGUAACCAAAACAACGGUGCGGUUUGCAUAUCGUUAGAGGACAUCGACAAGAAAAUAUGUGAGUUGUGUGGACUCAAGUGGAACGGAGGGCUCAUUAAGAAGAUGUUGGCCGAUCAGCAACAGUCGAAAGCAAAAUCACAUGUCAUUGCUAAGGAAAUGGGCUACAGAGUACCGAAACAGUCGUCCCUAUUCAGAAAAUUGCACUCAUUCAUAAUUCGGUUUAAUCCGUUUACUUAAAUUUACAAUUUUGCCUUUACGAUAAUAUAAGAGUUAAAGAAAUAGCUUUUACGAAGCCC